UCAGCAGGGUUUCCAAUUUCCAAACCUGAUGUGAUCUCGCAGCUGGAACGAGAGGAGGAGCCAUGGGUCCCGGACCUCCAUGGCUCUGAGAAAGAAGUGUCUCCGAGAACUGCCUGCACAGGCAGUGACCUAGGUCUGGAUUCUCUCUGUUUCCCAUCACAUGAUAGGAUGGUGAGUGAGAAUGAGGAGGAGAAACCCCAUCAGGAAGAUGCUGAGCAAGGAGAACCACAUGGAACAUUAUCAGGAAGAUCCAAAGGGAAUGUUUCCGGGAGUUGUGCACUUCCAGAAAAAGCAAAAGCCUGUGAGACUCAGGAGUGGCUAGAGGAAAACUUCAGUAGCCUCUCAGACCUUAUCAUAAGUGAGAGAAUCAACUUGGAAGAGACACGCUACACAUGCCACGAGUGCGGGAAAAGCUUCAAUUGGAGAUCUGCCCUUAUCACACAUCAGACAAUCCACACAGGAGAGACGCCCUACACAUGCUCUGAGUGUGGGAAAAGCUUCAAUCAGAGCUCAAACCUUUUCAGACAUCGGAGAGUCCACACAGGAGAGAAAGACCUUAUCAGACAUCAGAGAAUCCACACAGGUGAAACACCCUGCACAUGGUCUGAGCGUGGGAAAAAUUUCAGUGGGAGCUCAGACCUCAUCAAAUAUUGGAGAAUCCACACGGGGGAGAUACCCUACACAUGCUCCGAGUGUGGUAAAAACUUCAAUCAGCGCUCACACCUUCUCAGACAUCAGAGAAUCCACACAGGAGAGACGCCCUAUACAUGCUCUGAGUGCGGGAAAAGCUUCACUUGCAGCUCAGACCUUAUCAGACAUCAGAGAAUCCACACAAAAGAGAAGCCUUACACAUGCUCCGUGUGUGGUAAAAACUUCAAUCAGCGCUCAAACCUUAUCACACACCAGAGAAUCCACACAGGAGAGAAGCCCUAUGUGUGCUCUGAGUGCGGGAACAGCUUCAAUCAGAGCUCAGAUCUUAUCACACAUCAGACAAUCCACACAGGAGAGACACCCUACACGUGCUCUGAGUGUGGGAAAAGCUUCAGUUGCAGCUCAGACCUUAUCAGACAUCAGAGAAUCCACACAGGAGAGAAGCCCUACACAUGCACCAAGUGUGGUAAAAACUUCAAUCAGCGCUCAAACCUUAUCACACAUCAGAGAAUCCACACAGGAGAGAAGCCGUGCACAUGCUCUGAGUGUGGGAAAUGCUUCAAUGAUAGCUCAAGCCUUAUUAGACAUCAGAAAAUCCACAUCAGAGAGAAUUGUAAUAAAUCCCUUGACUAGGGCUGGCCAAAGAUUUUUUUUUUAA
This is a messenger RNA of Chelonoidis abingdonii (Abingdon island giant tortoise), 1309 nucleotides long. Lineage: Eukaryota; Metazoa; Chordata; Testudines; Testudinidae. The record is from RefSeq and is a predicted model, not a curated record.